Molecule: messenger RNA, 1739 nt
Organism: Dermacentor silvarum
Lineage: Eukaryota; Metazoa; Arthropoda; Arachnida; Ixodida; Ixodidae
Product: carboxypeptidase B-like
Exons: 13
Coding region: 695-1717 (340 amino acids)
Biological process (GO): proteolysis
Molecular function (GO): zinc ion binding; metallocarboxypeptidase activity
Source: RefSeq, a predicted model, not a curated record
GGCAUAAAACUAAAGUAAAAGGGCGUGCGACAACACCCGCAGCCCCCUCCCUGUUCAUAUUUACUUUCCCCACGUCGCCCAAUUCUUGACCAAUGCACCACAGUGGGUAUGCGCCUCAGUUAUUGAGGUCAUCAUCAUCAGUUGAAAUGCUUCGAAGUCUCCUCGGCCGUUGCCGAGUGUUGUUGACGCAAGCUGCGACCCAGCACGCAUGAGAGGAUGGCCUGAAAGGAUGGGCCAUCCACUUGCGUCCGUCGUCAGUUUCGUGUAGCCGACCGGGCUACGAAAGGUGGCAAGGACACCAGUUCAGCCAUCGAGCAAGCACAAGGCUUCCGCAGUGGCGUCGCGGCUCUUCCGGAGUAGCGGUCUCUGGCGGGCGCCAGCAACAGUGCCGUUCAGGGACGGCCUGCGGCUUGUCUCAUGGCCGCGGCCGUGUCCACGAGAGCCGCCCUGCUGCUGGCUUUCGUAUGCGUCCGACUAUGCAGGGGCGCCCAGGGCGCAGUCGAUGGCGCCAUCGGCACCACCUUCUUCGGGCACCACCUCCUGUCAGUAAGGAUCGACAGCCAAGCACAUCUGAAGACGCUACUCGAUGUGAAAGAUAAUCUCGACCUAGACUUUUGGAGCCACGCAAUCAAAGAGGGUCACACUGGACUCGGUGAGAGUGCCCCCGGAGAGCAUCAACGAAAUCGUGGAUGUUAUGGAGUCGGCUGGCAUACAGUAUCACGUCAACUCGGACAACUUGCAGAGUCUGGUGAACGAAGAGAAGCGCCUCAUCGCCCCCGACGAUGCGAGCGCUACCAGAGGGGAAACUUCUUCGGAUCUUCUCGACUACGCGCGCUAUUACAGCUACAAGUCUGUAACGAAGGCGUUGCUGGGAUUUGCAAAAGUCCACAGCUUUCUUGAAACGCAAGUUAUUGGGCAAACUCACGAUGACAACGACAUCAUCGCUGUGAAGGUAGCCAGCGAAAGUGACCUUCCCGUUAUUCUGAUCGACUGCGGUGUUCAUGCCAGGGAGUGGAUCACCAUCUCCGCUUGCAUGUACAUCGUCAACGAGCUUGUCAGCCGCCAUCAGGAGCGAACCUCAGACGUCUCCGAAAUAUUCGACUACGAGUGGCGAGUGAUUCCCUGCCUCAAUCCUGACGGAUACGAGUUCUCUAGGAAAUCGAACAGGAUGUGGAGGAAGAAUCGAUCGGUUCAGUACUUGUCCAAUGGCACGAAGUGUUACGGUACCGACCUCAACCGUAAUUUCGAUGUGUCGUUCUGCAGCACGCCCGACGAGGCGGAUCCCUGCAAGGAGACCUUCUGUGGCAAGGCGCCCUUCUCGGAGCCGGAGUCGCACGCCUUCCGGGAAUACGUGACUGAAUUCCGCAACAGGAUAGCCUUCUACUUCAGCUUCCACGCUUUUGGAGACCUCUGGCUGAUCCCGUACGGCUUCCGCUCCGAGAGGCCGCCGGACUACGACGAACUGAUGGCGCGGGCAAAUCGAGCAGUCUCUGCAAUACAGGAGGUUAGCGGCACCGUCUACAAAGCCGGAUCCAUAUCUUCCUUACUUUAUAUCGCUCCGGGCACUGCGAUCGACUGGAUGUAUGUCAAGAAGGGCAUCCGAAUGAGCUUCACCAUUGAGAUUUCUUCAGAGAAGAACGGAUUUUUUCUAAACCAAAGCAACGUCAUCGACGUCCCGAAGCAAGCAUGGGUUGGCGUGGUAGCCGCCAUUCAAUAACAAUAAAGCAAAUUGCAAGUCA